Messenger RNA from Dryobates pubescens (Downy woodpecker), 1349 nucleotides. RefSeq names its product family with sequence similarity 118 member B (gene SIRAL1). The record is from RefSeq and is a predicted model, not a curated record. The transcript has 8 exons. The coding region runs from base 126 to 1349 and encodes 407 amino acids. Lineage: Eukaryota; Metazoa; Chordata; Aves; Piciformes; Picidae.
CCGUGAGCAGAGAUUGGCCCCGCCCGGCGGGGGGGCGGGGCUGAGCGGGCGGUGCCUGCGCGGGGGGCGGGGCGUUCCGCGGGCGUCGCCUCGUGGGGCCGGGCGCGCGGCGCCGGAGACCCUGGAUGGCUUCCACGGUGAGCCUGCCCAGAGACAGCUUGCUGGAAGAUGGGAUGCCCCCUGCCAAGAAGCCCAGGAAGCUGUUGCCAAGCCUCAAAACCAAGAAGCCUCAAGAACUGGUCCUGGUGAUUGGGACAGGCAUCAGUGCAGCAGUGGCUCCCCAGGUCCCAGCUCUCAAGUCCUGGAAGGGCCUGAUCCAGGCCCUCCUGGAUGCUGCCAUUGACUUUGAUCUGCUGGAGGAUGAGGAGAGCAAAGGCUUCCAGAAGAGUCUCCACGAGGACAAGAACUUGGUGCACCUGGCCCACGACCUCAUCCAGAAGCUGUCUCCACGCACGAGCAACGUCCGCUCCACCUUCUUCAAGGACUGUCUGUAUGAGGUCUUUGAUGACCUGGAGUCCAAGAUGGAAGAUGCUGGCAAGCAGCUGCUGCAGUCUGUGCUCCACCUGAUGGAGAAUGGGGCCCUGGUCCUCACCACCAACUUUGACAACCUGCUGGAGCUCUAUGCUGCUCACCAGGGCAAGCACCUCGAGUCGCUCGACCUGACUGAUGAGAAGAAGGUGCUGGAGUGGGCGCAGGAGAAGAGGCAGCUGAGCGUGCUGCACAUCCACGGCGUGUACACCAACCCCAGCGGCAUCGUGCUGCACCCGGCCGGCUACCAGAACGUGCUGCGGAACACCCAGGUGAUGCGGGAGAUUCAGAAGCUCUAUGAGAAUAAAUCAUUCCUGUUCUUGGGCUGUGGUUGGACUGUUGAUGACACCACGUUUCAGGCCCUGUUUCUAGAGGCUGUCAAGCACAGGUCAGACCUGGAGCACUUCAUGCUGGUGCGGCGGGGCGACGUGGCGGAGUUCCGGAAGCUGCGGGAGAACAUGCUGGACAAGGGCAUCAAGGUGGUGUCCUACGGCGAGGCCUACGGCGACCUGCCCGAGUACCUGCGGCGGCUGGCGGCCGAGAUCGCGCUGCGGGGGCAGGCAGGUGUGCCCAGGGAGAGCCAGCAGCUGAACGGCUCUGCCAGUGGCCAGGCUGAGCUGCAGCUGCCUCUGCUUCCCCACAGGAGGAACCACCUGAGCAUGGCCUCAGCCCCGGACCUGUGCCAGCGCCGCGGGGGACUCCCUGGGACCGACCUCACCCCGAGCAGGUCCCAGGCCUGUGUGGAAGCCCAGAGCCACAGGGAGCAGGGGGCCAGAGGCCAGAGCCAGGAGCUCCUGGCAUGGACACCUGGUGUCACGUAG